ACGACUUCGUGGUUUGACUGCAUCUCAAUUCUCAGAAACUCGAACGAAAUCACCCUGAUUCUACGACCGUCAAGAUGUCUAAACGAGGUCGCGGUGGUGCCUCUGGCAACAAGCUCAAGAUGACUCUCGGUCUUCCUGUAGGAGCGGUCAUGUCAUGCGCAGACAACUCCGGUGCACGAAACCUUUAUAUUAUUUCGGUCAAGGGUAUCGGCGCCCGACUGAACCGACUGCCUGCCGCCGGUGUUGGUGACAUGGUCAUGGCAACCGUCAAGAAGGGAAAGCCUGAACUCAGAAAGAAAGUCAUGCCGGCCGUGGUGGUACGACAAUCGAAACCUUGGAGACGAGCCGAUGGAAUCUACCUCUACUUCGAAGACAACGCGGGUGUUAUCGUUAACCCCAAGGGCGAAAUGAAGGGCAGUGCUAUCACUGGGCCAGUCGGAAAAGAGGCGGCUGAGCUGUGGCCCAGAAUAGCCAGCAAUAGCGGUGUUGUCAUGUGAGCAGGCAAAAGACACGGAGUUUGGGACAAUGGAAACUGCUGUAUCUAUCACAAGAUGCGGGCUGCAUGCUUACUUGGCGAGAGUGAAGCUAUGAAGUAUGCAUAGGCCACUCAGGUCAAUGAUACCAUGAACAACUCAAUACUCGAUUCCUCCGUUUGGACAUUGGUCAUGCGAGGCAGGAAACCUAGAACGUCGGGCUGCUGAAAUGGAUGUCCAGCCGUAUUCACGCCCGACAGUGCUUGACCAAUUCGACGUCAUCGAUCUUUGUGCGUA
Messenger RNA from Exophiala xenobiotica, 770 nucleotides. Its product is annotated as 60S ribosomal protein L23-B. The coding region runs from base 75 to 497 and encodes 140 amino acids. The record is from RefSeq and is a predicted model, not a curated record. Gene Ontology annotation, biological process: translation. Gene Ontology annotation, cellular component: ribosome; cytosolic large ribosomal subunit. The transcript is spliced from 4 exons. Gene Ontology annotation, molecular function: large ribosomal subunit rRNA binding; structural constituent of ribosome. Lineage: Eukaryota; Fungi; Ascomycota; Eurotiomycetes; Chaetothyriales; Herpotrichiellaceae.